CUCACUGCAGGGUGUAAUAUACUGCCACUCUCCGUCCCUACCUGAGUGCCGUGCGGGCCACAUUGCAGGCCGCCCUCUGCCUGGAGAAUUUCUCCUCCCAGGUUGUGGAACGACACAACAAACCGGAGGUUGAAGUCAGGAGUAGCAAAGAGCUCCUGUUACAACCUGUGACCAUCAGCAGGAAUGAGAAGGAAAAGGUUCUGAUUGAGGGCUCCAUCAACUCUGUGCGGGUCAGCAUUGCUGUGAAACAGGCUGAUGAGAUUGAGAAGAUUUUAUGCCACAAGUUCAUGCGCUUUAUGAUGAUGCGAGCAGAGAAUUUCUUUAUCCUUCGAAGGAAACCAGUGGAGGGUUAUGACAUCAGUUUUCUGAUCACCAACUUCCACACAGAGCAGAUGUAUAAACACAAGUUGGUGGACUUUGUGAUCCACUUCAUGGAGGAGAUCGACAAAGAGAUCAGUGAGAUGAAGCUGUCGGUCAAUGCCCGUGCCCGUAUCGUAGCUGAGGAGUUCCUUAAGAAUUUUUAAACAUCUGACUGGAUCUCGUGGCCUUCCCCCUCAGAAUCUCCUGUGUCUCUGCAAAGGCAUCCUGGAGUCACUUCUCAGAGCGACAGCAGAAGCAGAGGAGGGGACCUGGGUUGGGGUGGGCAUUAAAUUCGGGAGGGGGGGUGGUGCGCUUGCUAGCUGGUGACAAAGCAGCAGUGAACUUGCCCCAAGGCCACACGUGCCUGGUCAGGCUGGCUUCUGAUGUUCAGUCCCCUGGGCGGACGGAUUUUUUUUUAGUGUCUUGAAAUUUAAACUCUGUGCUUGUAGGAAACUGUAACCUUUUUGUCUUUUUUUUUUUUUUUUUUUUUUUAAACAAAAACCUCCACCUCCA
Messenger RNA from Myotis brandtii (Brandt's bat), 873 nucleotides. It is a transcript of the gene ARPC4, whose product is annotated as actin related protein 2/3 complex, subunit 4, 20kDa. The transcript is spliced from 6 exons. The record is from RefSeq and is a predicted model, not a curated record. Bases 288 to 524 code for a protein of 78 amino acids. Gene Ontology annotation, biological process: actin filament polymerization; Arp2/3 complex-mediated actin nucleation. Lineage: Eukaryota; Metazoa; Chordata; Mammalia; Chiroptera; Vespertilionidae. Gene Ontology annotation, cellular component: actin cytoskeleton; Arp2/3 protein complex. Gene Ontology annotation, molecular function: actin filament binding.